AUGCUGUUUGUCUGUGUGAAGCUGGCAUGGCCUCCUUCCUCUGCUCCUCUGCAUCUGUUCGUCAUUAUGUUAGGAGGGGAGGGUAUAAAGCAGGGUGCUGACGGGGCUGGGCCCCAGUGCCUGGACCAUCAUGGAGGCUGCACUUUGGGGGUGCCUAAGUUUGCUCUGUCUGCAGGGCAGCUUUCUCCAGCUCACACAUGGUGCAGACUGUCCUGGGACAUCACAGGGGGAGGACUGUGUCAGUGGGCAGACCACCGGAGGAAAGGUAAGGGAUUGGAACUCCAGGUUGUUCUGUUUUGUGGAUGAGCUCCUUUGAUCAGGUACAAGGAGUUGAAAAGUGUUGGUACUGAAAGGAGAGAUCAGGGGUGAGGGUUUUUUGUACGGAUUUUAUUAUGUAUUUCAUUAUUUUCAUGAUGAAACGUGUUGAAAUGGCUUUUUACAAGCUAUUCGAAACACUUCCCCAGACUCUGCAGUAGCAACAUUAGCUCAGAAGCCAAAGAAAGCCAGUAACUGCUAUGGAAUGCUUUCUGUGUUUCCAUGUAGUGUGUGUAUGUAUAGUGGUUGAGGAUGUGAUAUUUUGAGUGGAACACAUGCAUGGACUUAAACAGAGUUACACAUUCCAGUAACCUGGAAACAUAAACUUAUUUUAGUCAGGGACAAAGUCUCAUUGUAUUGUAACCUAGUCUCCAGUAAUACUACUACCACUGCCCUCGAAAAGACCCUCGAUGGAACAAACUCUCUGCAGACUUUUCGUGUGGCCACAAAGCUGUUUGAGCUGCCAUAUUUGCAGUCGACAUUCUUUGUGGACAUUCUCCACGUUCUGUCCAACAUAAUCAUCCUCAUCUGGCCAAUAGACACAGCAGAUGCAGCAUUUCAAAUGAGGAUUUUCACCAACAACAUGAAAGACUUUGAGUCAAGAUGUGUUUUCCGUGCGGGAGGUUUUAUGAGUUUUGUGUGUAAUUAUACUAUUACAGAGUGUGCAGUUAUAAACUUCAGAUGUGGUUGGAGUCUCUUUAGCCUUGGGCAGCAUUAUUGAAGAAAUCUCUGUUGAAUUCAGUGCUGUGCCUUUUGCCUCAAAGGUCAUAGUGAAUGUGGAUAAUGGAACAGUGGUAAUUGACGGUGCUCGCCAACAACUAGCACAGAACAAAUGGGCUAUCCAGAAUGUUUUCAUAAUAGCGAAAUGAAAAAAGAACAGGGAGCCUCCUUGUAAUGAGGGAUAGGUGAUCCUGAAGAGCACACCUUGUGCACUGGAGUGUGGGGUGUAUGUACGGACCUUUGUACACAGUAUGGCGUCCAUAUUAGGACAGCCAUAUCAGUCUCAGCAGGAGUUGUUUCAGUCUCAGCAGAAGUUGCCUCAGGGAGAGAUAUGUUUAUGGAGGAGAUGUACACCAUGGAAGGGGAAAUAUAAACUUUGUUCUAGUGAAGCCUACUCCUAACUCCAACAAUAUGAUCACUGUUUUACCUCACUCAUCCUAACAGGAUAUGGUUAAUGAAUUGUCUCAGUUAACCUAAUGGUAACACUUUAAAUUAUGAUUAUUUUAUUUGUAUUUCCUCUUUUUUUUUGGGGGGGGGGGGCACUUGAAGUUACUGUUAUACCUGUGUAAUAACAAUGUAAUUACACAAGUAACGACAUACAAACAUGCAACAUAACAAUUUUGUAAUUGCAUAUGAGUGGGGUUGAGGUGUUACAUAUGUGGAAUAAAGAAUACAUGUUGUUAAAUGUUCGUUUUUUUCACAUGGUAAAAUUCUCUUCUCUCAGAAUGAUGGGCUUGUGCGGCUGAUGCCAUCUACUGCAAUAAAGACCCAUACCAAGAAACAGCGACAGGUAUAUGAGCCUCCCUCCCCACAAAGACAUCCUACCACAGUCUGUUCUCUGUCACAGAGGGCUCCCACCUUGUACUGGAUUACUUCCCACUCUGGGUUGGUGUAUGCAUGACAUAUGGUUGUAUAAUGGUAACUUCCAGGAGGCAUAUCAUUCCAAUGAGACACUAAGAUCAAUGCAACUAAAAUGCUUGUUGUCCCAAGAUAUUGAAUAUUAAAUAUAAAUUCACCAAAGUCAUUGCACACACACACACACACACACAGACAUGAUGCAUGUGGAUUCAGUGGAUAAGACAUCUAUCUGAUGCUCUGACUGCAGCCAGAAGUAUUUGGCUGCUGUUAAUACAUGUACAUUUACGGAAGCAUUUCAUUUCCCCCAAACUGCAUUAAUGAUUUGAAUGUAAUAUCUUUCUUAUGCCCAACAGAAAGGACGACCUGGGGCACUCUCUGCACUUGGUGUAAGACAUUUAUAUAAAUUAGGCUACCAAGAACUGUAAUACAAUACAACCAAUUAGCCUUGAACUAACUAACUAACUUGAAUUAACUGUAAUUGUACAUAGUUAUGCAACACUACUGUGUGCUGAAAAUGUGUCAUUAGGAUACACACACAAACAGUGCUAUUAACAUAGUGUUUUCAACGUACAUAUUUAACACACUUUGACAUACAUGAACCACAACCUCGUUUCAUGGCAUUCUAAUCUUCCUGCUACGCCACUGUGUCUGUGUCAAUGACUGACUUCACCUGUAUUCCUACUCUUUGGACUUACUGGAUACACUCAAGAAAAACGGUUAUAUGUAUCAUAGUGAUUGAGGAGUAACAUUGAAACAGAAUAAUAUGCCCCACCAACAUUAAACAACUACAUAGAAAACCCUCAAAUUGCUGAAAUAAUUAAAUGAAAUCAAUGAUGAUAGAAUAGUCAGAUUAACUGUUAACUAAAAUAGAAGUGCAGAUGGAAGUAUUUUGCUAAGUGCAGAGAUGUACUAUAGGUAAUGAAUGUGUAGAGGAAUACUACAGACUGUGGCAGAGCAGAAGGUUCAGUGUACCCCAAAUCCAGAGGUUGUGAGUUCAAGUCCCAGGUGGGGUCAUAUUGAAAAGUCAGUGCUAAGUGAUCAUGUUAAAUGUAAUCAUAUUGUCAUUGAUUAAAGAUUUUUUACACUAUUUUAGCUGAACAGCGUACCACUUACAUUAAAACCCCCAUAUAAUUUCAUUAAUUUACAAAAGAAAACGAAUAAUUUGCAGUUUCACAUGUGGAAAUUGCAUUUAGCUGUUUUCACAUGUUGAGCAGAAAUGUUCACAUGUAAAAAAAUAGAUAUUAUGCUUUUCAUCCCUCUAAAAUGGCUCCAUGUUAAUUAAGAAUGUCAUUAAUGCCUCUUUUAUGUCUUAAUAGUUGUUGAUAGGUAACGACAUGCCAUCAGAUGUGUCAUUGGACAGAAAGAAGAGACAGUCGGGGUGGAACUCCAUCCUUCCUGGGUCCUUCUCAGCCAAGGGCUUCCCCAACACACUCAUCGAAGUUCAGGUAAGACUGGAGAAAAGGAAGGAUAUGGGCGGAGGGAGGGGUCUCAAAUGAUCCAAUGGGGCUGUUGUGUUGUCAUUUUUGCGAAUCCUUAGAAACAGUGGAGUAAGCAAGAAUGCGAUGGUGUACUGGAGGUUUUUUAUCCUGAGUUGUUUUCGUGAAGCACUUGGUGUGCUAACACACCAGUGAUGGCUGGUGUCAUUUUAAAUAGGAGGGGCUCAUUGUAAUGCCUGGGAUGGAAUAAAUGGAACCGCAUUAAACACAUUAAAGACAUGGUUUUCAUGUUUUUGAUACCGUUACAUUUAUCCAUUCCAGUCAUUAUUAUGAGCUGUCCUCUCUUCACCAGCCUCCUGUGUAACAUACAGUAGCCCCUUCUAGUUUCUAAAUGAUCCCACGGGAAUGUUGUUCCUCCAGACAGAGCGGACCAGGAGACACCUAGGCCAGUCUGGGACCAAGAAGAAGAACAAGCAUAAAUCCAGAGUGGGAUCCUUCUCUCUCCUCAGCAACAACAACCCCAGAACCUCCCUACAGGUACACAACAUUGCCAUGACAACCCAGGAGCAGACAAUCACAUGAUACCGGUCCAUAUGUUAAUAUCAAAACUUUUUGUUUAGUGAGGUCCUCAAACACACUGAUGAUAUCAUACAGUACAUGUACGGUGUCCAUAUUAGGACAGCCUCAGUCUCAGCAAGAGUUACUGAGAGGCUAGCUUAGUGAUGGUUGGUCAACCUGCAUUCAGCCUUGUGUCAUUGAAGUGUUACGUCAUGUCAUUGUUCUUCCAGGUAACCAGAGUACGGAGGCAGGUGCAGAAUGAGAGGAAGAAGGUCAAGCCAAGAGGACGACCAGGAGCGUUCUCUGUUCUGGCACGACCCAGCAAAUCUGCAUCCUUGGUGAGACCCAUGCCACCCUCCCCACAUCCCUCACUCCCACCUGAGUCAAUCAAUCAACUAACCAGUCAAUCAAACUUUUUUUGUCCCCUGAGCUAAAUUCUGUUUGCAAGCAUACAAAACAGUGAAAAACCAAUCACACAAAAUAGUUCAAAACAGUUUACCCCUCUGUUAAAUUCACCUCUAUCUGAUUUGUAACUAUCUAGUCUAAAGUAAAUGUUUGAUGUGAACAAAUGAAUAACUUGACUCUUUCCCUAGGGACAGAGACGCAAGAGGAGCGCACAGAAGAAGAAACAGACCAAGAUAAUUGUUUGUUCCUAAACAAGUUACUUUGCUGAAGUGCUAGUGCUUCAAUAGUUCAUAAACUGUACAUUAUAUAUUCUCUUUGCAAACAUAUUGGUUUUAUGUAUAUUAUUAAUAUAGUCUUUUCUGAUAUUUUUCUGAUAUUUUUAAACAUCAUUUUAUUUUUUAAAAGGUGAUUAUUUGGUAAUUCUGUGCAUAUAUCAGAUUCAAAUGAAGUCAACAUGUAUGAAGAUACUUCAUGAGAACUUGUCCCAAUAUAAGGCUACAGAGGGCUGGAUUCGAACCAGGAUCUCCCGAGUGGUGCAGUGGUC
Molecule: messenger RNA, 4836 nt
Organism: Coregonus sp. 'balchen'
Lineage: Eukaryota; Metazoa; Chordata; Actinopteri; Salmoniformes; Salmonidae
Source: the annotation of a GenBank genome assembly